Molecule: messenger RNA, 1728 nt
Organism: Trichoderma aggressivum f. europaeum
Lineage: Eukaryota; Fungi; Ascomycota; Sordariomycetes; Hypocreales; Hypocreaceae
Exons: 1
Coding region: 1-1728 (575 amino acids)
Source: RefSeq, a predicted model, not a curated record
AUGCCACUUGAUCUUACUAGCCGUCAUAGUCUCGUUGCCGCUAGUUUCAGAAACCUCACCUCAACCCUGGACACGUACCUCAAGGAUGGCCAGUGGAAAACGCUUCCCCGACCAUUGGCAGGCAUAACCAACGUUACCUUCUCACUCGGAUUAUUCUCGCUUCACGAUCCUGCAGCCACGGGGUUGCAAUAUCAUUAUACAUCCCCAGAAAUUGCAAACGCCCCAAAUGGUACUCACAAAGUUGACGCGAAUACCAUCUACCGCGUUGCAAGUGUCACCAAGGUCUUCACAGUUCUUACAGGCCUACUUGAGCUGGAUGAUAGCGACUGGAAUCGCCCUCUUACAGAGAUUUUAUCUCCUCUUAAGGAAUUUGCCAAGAAAAAGAAUGGUGAUAGAGAUCCCAUAUAUACUGUGGAAUGGGACAAAGUCACUCCAAAUGCUCUAGCAGCUCAGAUUGCUGGCGUUCCACGAGAUGGAUUCCCUGACACAAAUGAUCUCGCAUUUCAAACUAUCAUUCAGUCAAUAGCCGGAGUGCCGCUGAACCCAGAUCCGGUGAAGUUAGGUCUCCCACCAAUCAGCCGGAAUAAUACGUUUGUAUAUUCGCCGUGUUUGUUCUCAAACGCAUCAAACUGCCCACCUGUUCCAUAUAUAGAGAGCAGCGACGGGAGAGCACCAAGCUUCUUACCUUACACAACGCCUGGAUAUGCCAAUAACGGAUUCUCACUUCUUGGCCUCGCUAUUGAAAAUAUUACUGGGAAAAGUUUUGAGAAUAUGUUCGACGAAGACAUUUUUGGGCCACUUGAUAUGACAUCCUCCAGCGCCGUCACACCUCCCAAGUCCGAGUGGCAUCGAUCUGUGAUUCCCGGUGACAUCAGUAAUUUUGACGUUGAAUCUGGUGUUUAUAUCACCUCAGGUGCAGUUCUAUCAACUAUCAACGAUAUGGCGAAAUUGGGUGUUGGUAUUCUAAAUUCUACUUUAUUACCAUCUGACCAGACACGUCGGUGGAUGAAACCCUUUUCACAUACCGCCGACUUGAGGCAAUCUGUUGGCCGCCCAUGGGAAAUUCACCGCUAUACUCAUCCAUCAGGAGUUAUUACGGAUCUCUACACAAAAUCUGGGGACUCCGGCGAUUACAGUGCCUACUUUGUCCUCCUGCCAGAUUACGACGCGGGCUUCACUAUCCUCGCCUCUAGCUCACAAGUCACGCGGUUCUUAACCUUGUCUGCACUUAUGGAUAUUAUCAUUAACUCUGUGAUUCCAUCUCUUACGGCACAGGCGGCUGCCGAGGCUGAGCAUCGGUUUGCGGGUUUCUACUACUCUGAGAACUGCAACUUGAACUCCUCCCUUACUCUGGCUGUUAACCAAAGUGUAGCUGCAGCGCCUGGUCUUGUGAUUUCGUCUUGGAUCAGCAAUGGAACAGAUAUUCUCAAAUCACUUGCUCCUACCAUAGGCCCUGGCCCUUGGCGACUGCUGCCCUCCAUCUCAGACUCUGCACACGGGAAGGUGGCCUUCCGAUUCGUUACCGAUCUCGAUGCGCCAAAGAUCAGCUCAGCAACAGAGAACAAACUAUUCACAGAUUUUCCUUUGGCAGAUUGGGUGAGUGUUGAUGCCACUGCAUACGGCGGAAUAGCCACAACACUGUUCAUAUUCGAUGUGGCGAAAGAUGGGACUGUGAAUGCAGUAAGUCCAUCUGCCCUUCAAGUCAAAUUGGCGAAGGAGCAUAAAUAG